Messenger RNA from Chenopodium quinoa (quinoa), 3295 nucleotides. Its product is annotated as pentatricopeptide repeat-containing protein At4g39620, chloroplastic-like. The record is from RefSeq and is a predicted model, not a curated record. Gene Ontology annotation, molecular function: mRNA binding; protein binding. The transcript is spliced from 7 exons. Lineage: Eukaryota; Viridiplantae; Streptophyta; Magnoliopsida; Caryophyllales; Amaranthaceae. The coding region runs from base 322 to 1884 and encodes 520 amino acids.
UAAGUUUGAGGAUGAAAAUUCUUUUACCUUUUGGCUACUUCGAAAUCCUAAAUAAUCUUAAAUUUUUUUUUUUUUUUUUUUUUUGAAAACACCUAAAGAAUCUUACUCGUUACUUUGAUCAAUCAAAUUAAACUAAUCCGUAAUCAAGAUUUCAACCAAUAGACCUUCAACUUACCUUAAAAAAACCAAAAAAGUUUCAUCGAAAAUUUACUGCAAGUGACAUUCUAUUCUAUCUAUCCAAUGUUCCACAAGACCACAACUCCAUAUUUCUCCUCUUUCCCUCCAUAAAACCCCUAAAUUUCUCAAACCCCUUAAUUGAAAAUGGCAACAAGUGCAGCAAUUGGGAUUCUUCAAAACCCUAUCAAUCCAAAUUAUUUUACCCAUUUCUCCAUUUCUUCUUCACCCUACUCUCCAAUUUCAUCACACCCAUUUGUAGCAUUUCAGAAAUCUUACAUCAAAUACAAACCCAACCUCAAAAUUACCUGUAAUUCAUCCAGACCCCACAAAAGAUCUGUUUCUAAAGGAUCAAAUUCCGAGGCAUAUGAACUUGUUCGUGGGAUUUUGAGGAAUUUUAGUGAUAAGGAACCCAUAGUAUCAACAUUGAACAAAUAUGUUAAGUUUUUGAGGACGGAGCAUUGUUUUAUGCUGUUUGAAGAACUGGGUAAAAGUGAUAAGUGGCUUCAAUGUCUCGAGGUCUUUAGAUGGAUGCAGAAACAACGAUGGUAUGUUGCAGACAAUGGUGUAUAUUCGAAACUGAUUUCAGUUAUGGGAAGGAAAGGUCAAACUAGGAUGGCAAUGUGGCUUUUCUCUGAGAUGCGUAAUAGUGGGUGUCGGCCUGACACAUCUGUUUACAAUGCGCUCAUAACGGCACAUCUGCAUUCUCGUGACAAGUCUAAGGCCUUGGAAAAAGCUCUUGGAUAUUUCAAUAAGAUGAAGGGGAUGGAGCGCUGUCAGCCAAGUAUCGUGACGUACAAUAUUCUUUUAAGAGCGUUUGCACAAGCACGGAAUGUUAAUCAAGUUAAUACACUGUUUAAGGAUCUUGAAGAGAGCUUAGUUUCACCUGAUGUCUUUACAUUCAAUGGUGUGAUGGACGCAUUUGGGAAAAAUGGGAUGAUCAGAGAAAUGGAAGCUGUAUUGUCUCGCAUGAAAAUCAAUCACUGUAAGCCUGAUAUAAUCACAUUUAAUCUGCUGAUUGAUGCCUAUGGAAAGAGACAAGAAUUUGAGAAGAUGGAGCAAGUUUUCAAGAGCUUGUUACGUUCUAAGGAGAAGCCAACUCUUCCCACAUUUAAUUCAAUGAUUGUCAAUUAUGGGAAGGCACGACUUCGGGAGAAAGCAGAGAAUGUUUUCCUUAAUAUUACCAAUAUGGGAUACACUCCUAAUUAUAUUACAUAUGAGAGUGUCAUCAUGAUGUAUGGAUUAUGUGACUCUGUUUCGAAAGCAAGGGAAACAUUUGAUGGGAUCAGUGCAUCUAAAAAGGAAUUGAAGGUGUCAACAUUAAAUGCUAUGUUGGAUGUUUACUGCUUAAAUAACUUACCAAUGGAAGCAGACAUACUUUUGGAUAGUGCACGAGAUUAUGGUGUCCACCCAAAUUCUUCAACUUACAAGCUUCUUUACAAAGCCUACACGAAGGCAAACAUGAAAGAUCUUUUACAGAAGUUAUUGAAGUGUAUGGACCAAGAUGGUAUUGUCCCUAAUAAGAGGUUUUUUUUGGAAGCUUUAGGAGCAUUUGGGUCAUCAACAACUACUAAAAAAUCUGCUUCUGGAAAUGCAGAUAAGAGUAGAAAUACAGAUAGUAGAAACACAGAUAAGAGUACAAAUACUGAUACAAUGCAUACGAGUAUAAAUACAUAUACAAGUAUCCAACAGGCAGCUGGAAAAACAUAAUUGUGUAUUAUUCUAUGAGACUUCAGUCAUCUGCUCUAUAGGCUCCAAUGAAUUCUGCCUAUUCAUUUAAUGUUGGAAAGACCACUUGAAUACUAAAGGUCUAAAGUGAGUCUUGGUUCCAAACAGCUAUCAUGCCAACAGCAAUGUUUUUCCUUCGAUUUAGGGAUUUCAUUUGAGAGGGGUAUUAAAUCUGUGGUGUAAGGUCUAAGCUUUGUUUGGACAUCAAUAUGAAGUUGAAUCAUGUUCAUAGUUUGCUUGUAUCCAGCAUGCAAGAUUUACAUGUAUGGUUGAAGGAAUUAAAGGCAGAUGUUUUUAGCUGGUCAAUGCUUGGUUUCUGCUAUGUUGCAGGCGGAAUACUACAGUUAGCACUCAGGACACUGAAGUUUAGAUUUUGUUUUCUCAAGUGAAGAGACUGAAGCAUAAGCUGCCAUGCUAUAUGUCAUAUGCUGGUUGCCAAAACUUAGCAUGAUGAUGAAAUAUUGACAUACCAGAAACUUUGAGUUGUGAUUGAGCUUGUUUGAAAGCAGUUUUGGAUGUUAUGCCCCAGGAAAAAGGUACAGCAUUUCAUGUUUGAUGAGUGGCUGAGCCGCUGAGCUUUGGAUUUUGGGCUUUGCCCAAGGCAGAAGUUUGUCUUGGAGGAUUAACGAUCUUCCAGAUUAGCAUCUGAUUGGCAGACGAGCCAGAUCCACAGGUGGGCAUAAACUGCAGCAAAUACAGAAAUUCACCAUGUUGGCUCAGUUCAUAGGAGGAUUGGGAGCUUCAUGUUAGAACUGUCAUUAUGACGCAGAGUCCAAGUUCAAAGGGUGGCAGAACGAGGAUCAGUUUAAAGGUGAUGAAGAACAUAAGUGUAAAUACAAUAGGGCAUAUUAAGCAGCGCAACUCCCUUGCAGUUUAUGCAACGACUUCAUUUUGGGGAACCUUUGAUAGCUACCGUGCAUCAAUCAACAAUAUCAUCGACUCCGAUGGCCCUCUCAGCGCCUCCCACCCAGAGUUGACCAUUGUUAAUCAUCAUGUUGAGUUCUAUAAGGAGAAAACGAUUAUGGGUACGCGGAAACUCACAGUGAGGAAACCCCCAAAGCCAGUAACCAACAGUGGGAAACCUGGCCAACAUCACUAGUGUGCUCCUUGAUAGUUAUUGAUUUGAGGUUCAAGUUAGGAUUCCAUCUUGAGAGAAGAUUGUCCCAACUUUGAGGUGUGUUUUCCUUUUCGAAGAUAUAAACUUGUUGAUUCGAGAAGGAUUUGUAAUAUUAGAGAAUCCCUUUUUAAGACUGCAUCAACUUUGUAUAAGUAAGUUUUGGAUUGUUAUAAUAUGCAUCCAAGCAUAUCUAUGAGGACAAUGAGGUACUAAUACCUUGUUAUCUUAAUUUAUGAGAAACAUAUUGAAUAUAACAAUGCUUAAACCUUGGGUCCA